Molecule: messenger RNA, 1132 nt
Organism: Cokeromyces recurvatus
Lineage: Eukaryota; Fungi; Mucoromycota; Mucoromycetes; Mucorales; Mucoraceae
Product: kinase-like domain-containing protein
Exons: 5
Coding region: 23-1054 (343 amino acids)
Biological process (GO): protein phosphorylation
Molecular function (GO): protein kinase activity; ATP binding
Source: RefSeq, a predicted model, not a curated record
UAUUAUUCUCUUGAAAAUAAAGAUGGCAAAAAUAGGCAAUAACGUUAAACCCAAGAUUAAAUCCGCUGGAUUAAAAAUACAACUUACAAAAAAGUCUUCAACCAAUAAAAGUUGGCGCGAGGAUAUCGUUCGCAUUGUACAUGGAAAACAUCAUGAACACUAUAAUACAGAUAGAACAUUGAUUGCAUGUGAAAUGAAAUCAGAUGAUUUUGAAAAUAUUCGAAAAUUAGGUGAAGGUACAGCUGGUACUGUUUGGCAAGUCACACAUAAACCGACUAAAUUAAUCAUGGCAAAAAAGACAAUUACUGUAGAUCCAGAUCCACAGUUACAAAGACAGAUAUUAAGAGAGUUAUCAUUUUUAAAGACAUGUGAAUCUCCUCAUAUUGUAUCAUUUUAUGGUGCGUUUUUAGAUGAUGGAGAAGCCACUAUUUCAAUUUGUAUGGAAUAUUGUGAAGGUGGAAGUUUAGAGAAUAUUUAUAAAAGAGCGAACCAAAUUCAUGGUGUGAUAGGUGAGACGAUUUUAGCAAAUAUUGCAGAUUCAGUUUGUAAGGGUUUAAUUUAUCUGCACACUCAACAUGUUAUUCAUAGAGAUAUUAAACCAUCAAAUAUUUUAAUGACAAAGAAAGGACAAAUUAAAUUAUGUGAUCUAGGUGUUUCUGGUGAGCUUAUCGAUUCGAUAGCACAAACAUUUACAGGAACACAAUAUUAUAUGGCACCUGAACGUAUCAAGGGUGCAACCUACUCUGUAAGUUCCGAUAUAUGGUCUUUGGGAUUGACAAUCAUUGAAGUAGCACAAAAUAGGCCUGCACUACCACCACCGGGAUAUCCUCAUUUAAGUAUUUUUGAGCUUUUGGACUUUAUUGUACAUCAACCAAUGCCAACUGUAGGUCAAGAUCGUUCUCCUGAAUGUCAACACUUUGUUGAAACUUGUUUAAUUAAAGAGCCUGAAAAAAGACCAACUCCUGAACAAAUGUUAUUACAUGACUUUAUUAAAUUAAGAGCAAAUCCAGAUUGUGAUUUAGAAGGUUGGUUGAAAGAAUUAUGGGGUUGGUGAUAAAAAAGAAAAAAAAAGAAUUUAUUUACAUAAGCAUUCAUUCUGUACAUGUGCAUUUUUUUUUUUUUUUUUUUUUUU